Molecule: messenger RNA, 4030 nt
Organism: Oppiella nova
Lineage: Eukaryota; Metazoa; Arthropoda; Arachnida; Sarcoptiformes; Oppiidae
Source: the annotation of a GenBank genome assembly
UUUGAAACGUUUGACCAAAGCUUCAGACAAUUGAUGGACUCUUCAGUGAACCUCUGAGUGUGUCGUAUAUUAUCUCAAUAUCACACCAAUUGGUGCCACCAUUAGUCACACAAUGACUGAAAUGUUGGAAAGUGUUUCCGAGAUCUUCAUGUCUUACAUGAAUAGCCAUCAACUAAUUGGUAACCAAUUAUCAGUGAUACUCACAUUUGUGGUCAUUUUGAUGGCAAUAGUCUUCGCCGUAAAUGUGGUCCGAAAGCUGAGGCCUAAAGUGAGACGAAUGACUCGAGUAAUUCUUCCGGAUCCAACACUUCCACGGUUUCGCAAAAGAGAUAAAGUCUUGUUUUACGGCCGAAAGAUGUUGAGGUCUGUCCGCUCGUCACUCCAGGCAACAGGUCGAUAUCGGGGCAAAAAACGUCAGAUUGUCUUACGGUUUGCCAAACGAUUGCUUCGUAUAAAGAGAGACCAGCCGUUGACUCUUCAAGUGAGCGAACCCUCGCAGGCCUUCUUGGAGGAGGAGAUCGGCGAUCAGUGCGAACAACCACUUCCUCCAGAAGUGAUAUAUAUGUUGAAAAGUAUUCGUGUCUUUGGAUUCUUCGAUAAACCAUUAUUUCUGGAAUUGUGUAAAAAUCUUGAGUUCUUAACGGUUCCGAAGGGACAGCACUUGUUCUCAAUCGGAGAUCCAGACGACAGUAUAUUUAUUGUGCAAACGGGUCGACUCCAGGUGUCGAUCACUGAAUCCGAUGGCAAUGAUCUCAUAUUAAAAGAGGUAUCGGUGGGUGAAUCGAUUGCGAGUAUGCUUUCAGUGAUGGAUGUCUUGACGGGACAUUUGGCGCCUUUUAAGACGGUGUCUGCAAAAGCCAUUGAAGAGAGUGUUAUAAUUAGACUACAAGUGGUUCUCUUCAAGCAAUUGCUGGAGAAAUAUCCCGAAUCAUUGGUUCGUGUGGUGCAAGUGAUUAUGGUUCGCCUCCAAAGGGUCACAUUCACUGCUUUACACCAUUACUUGGGUCUCACCACUCAAUUGCUGAACCCCGGUCCCAUCAACAAGAGGGCAAACAUAGGCUCUACUGUACAGACAUUACAAACUAAUUUGGGUGCGAGUCCUCUCAAAACAAGCCCCACUCGUCCCACAAGUCUCUUAGCUUAUAGUCGCCAACAUUCGCACUCGUAUUCAGGAACUGAAUCUUUAGAUCUGAAGCAAAUGCUGAAAGACAUGGCUAAUAGCGAACAGAACUCAGAACCGGAGCAACACUUAGAAGAGUCCACUCUUUGUGACCAAAAUCCAACAGAAAGAAAGAGAUCAGACUUAGAAUCCCCGCGAAGACAGAAGUCAUUGAACACAUACUUCGGUCCGCCAGAGAACCAAAGGAAGAAGCGCCGAACCUCUUUGGUUCUGAAUGAGACACAAAUCCAGAUUCAGGGCUUAUCUGACGACGAGAUCUUUAAUAUUGCUGUCGAAGGACUUCUGCAUCACUUGAAUAUAGAAGACGAAGAACUCGUCAAAAGGAAACUCAUUGUUAAGGAAUACAAUUCCGGUGUUUGUCUGACGAGUGAAGAUACACACGAAGAAAAUAAUCUGUUUUACGUGUUGUCCGGAUCUAUAAUAGUGACACAAAAGUCGAUUGAUAAGGACCAGGAGAACAACCUUUACGUGGUAUAUCCGGGAGAAAUAGUGGGCGCACUGUCUGUCAUAACAGGCGAGCCCUCACUCUUUACUAUCAAAACGCGUCAGUCCUGUAAAGUGGGAGUCAUUACGAAAGACAACAUUUACGACAUACUGACAGAACAUCCGAAGUCUGUGCUUCAUUUGGCGCACGCAGUGGUCAGACGUUUGUCACCAUUUGUUAGACAAAUAGAUUUUGCAUUGGAUUGGAUUCACUACGAGUCGGGUCGUGCUAUCUAUAGACAGGGAGAUAAAUCUGACUGCACUUACAUUGUAUUGAGUGGACGGUUGCGGUCAGUGAUCACUCGACCCAAUGGUAAAAAGGAAUUUGUGGGCGAAUACGGAAAGGGAGAUCUUGUAGGGCUGGUAGAAGUGAUUACUCAUACACAGCGCUCGACCACAAUCAUGGCGGUCAGGGAUUCAGAAUUGGCUAAACUGCCCGACGGGUUAGUGGAAGCUAUCAAAAUCAAAUAUCCAGUGGUUGUCACUCGACUCAUACACCUAUUGGGCCACCGAUUGCUCGGAAACCUUCACCACAACAUUCGCGGCCAAACACAUACGUUGAGCGCUCAGACAUUUUCGGCCACAGAAAUGGGUUGGCGUCCGACCGGCUCUAACUUUACGACUGUAGCCCUAUUGUCAGUGACAGAUGAUGUGCCGCUUCAAGCGUUCACAAUGGAGUUAUACCACGGAUUGACAUCCAUUGGAGCCGUUUCUCAUUUGACUUCAGAGUUUGUGAGGAAGUCUUUGGGUCCGACAGCUCUUGAGAAGCAGUCGGAAUACCGUCUCUGCUCGUGGUUAGGACAGCAGGAGGAUCAGCACCGGAUCGUUCUCUAUCAGUGCGACAAUCACUUCUCGACGUGGACUCAGAGGUGUAUACGACAGGCCGACUGUAUAUUAAUGAUAGCACUGGCAGAUCAGGAGCCAUCGGUCGGCAACGUUGAGAAACAGUUGGAACACCUGGCCGUCAGAACGCAGAAGGAAUUGGUUUUACUACAUAAACCCGAUUCACUGAAACCACAAAAUACGGUUUUGUGGCUUAACAUGAGGUCCUGGUGCUCAUCACACCAUCACAUCCGAUGCCCUAAAAGAAUGUUUACGAAGAGAUCGCUGGCAAAGACCAAAGAAGUAUACGCAGCGCUCUUUAAUAACCCGCCAUCCAUUCACUCAGACUUAUCACGUUUGGCUCGCUUUCUCACCGGAACCUCAAUUGGCUUAGUAUUAGGCGGCGGAGGGGCCAGAGGGGCCGCACACGUCGGUAUGAUUAAAGCCAUUACUGAGGCUGGAAUUCCUAUUGAUAUGGUUGGAGGUGUGAGUAUCGGAGCUUUUAUGGGUGCGCUUUGGUGUCAAGAGAACAAUAUCACAACUUUCACCCAAAAAGCUCGCGCCUGGUCUCAUGGCAUGACUUCGUACUGGAGACAGAUCUUAGACCUGACAUAUCCCGUGACGGCUAUGUUCACCGGACAUGCAUUCAAUCGAUCCAUAUAUGAAGUGUUCAAUGAAAGACAAAUAGAAGAUCUAUGGCUCCCAUACUUCACACUCACGACUGACAUAACGAGUAGUUGUCCGCGAGUUCAUAGACACGGCUCGCUCUGGCGAUAUGUGCGCUCAAGUAUGUCAUUGUCUGGAUAUUUGCCACCCCUUUGUGACCCAAUCGAUGGUCACCUUCUGCUGGACGGCGGAUAUGUAAACAAUUUGCCGGCGGAUGUGAUGCGCGACGUGAUGGGCGCGGAGACCAUUCUGGCCAUCGAUGUGGGCUCACAGGACGUGACAGAUAUGACCAAUUAUGGCGAUACCCUAAACGGCUGGUGGUUGUUGUGGAAGCGCUGGAACCCCUUCUCAGCGCCCGUUCGAGUGCCAAAUCUGCCUGAAAUCCAGUCCCGUUUGGCUUAUGUUAGUUGUGUUAAGCUGUUGGAAGAGGUGAAAGGUAGCGAUUACUGCACAUACAUUCGGCCGCCAAUCGAUAAGUACAAGACUCUGCAAUUCGGCAGUUUUGACGACAUAAUGGACGUCGGCUUAAAUCACGGCAAAGUGCUGUUCGCAGCCAUGCGUUUGGGACAACAGAAGUCAUUGCAUUCACUGUUACAUAAGGAGCGCUCCAAAGUGCAGAACCUGUCGGGCGUUCAAAUGGACGGACACACGACGUUCACAGACUUGGCUGAGAGGGUCUGCAAGAUAAAGGACCCGAACUCUAAUCAAUUGAGUUUAAGUCAAUUCGAAGACAUCUCCGAAGACGAGGACGAAUACAUGUCUGAACCCGACUAUCUGGCCAUCGGCACCGAUACGGACACCGACUCAGCGCCCAAAUUGAAGCAAAGAAAGAUCAGUACUAUGUUCUGAUUGUCUUAUAUUCAACUCAUUUUAAUAUAG